Oldenlandia corymbosa var. corymbosa is the source of this 1734-nucleotide messenger RNA. Lineage: Eukaryota; Viridiplantae; Streptophyta; Magnoliopsida; Gentianales; Rubiaceae. The record is from the annotation of a GenBank genome assembly.
AUGGUGAAAAAUUACCAGAGGUAUCAUCAGCUAUGGAGGGAAGGUGGUGAAUUACUGCAUGUGAUUGGUGAAGGCCAUGAACACGAUCGCGAAGAAGAUUGCCCAAGUGAUCCGUUCGGUUUUAUACGUGGAGUUUCUGACUCAUGGCGGCUUGAAGAAGUUGAUGAUCCAAGACUUGUUUCUGAAGCCGACGCAUUGAAUUCUCCCAUCUGUUCUUCUGUUGCUAAUGGAACGCUCUGCUGUGACAGAAGUAGCAUUCGUUCUGAUGUGUGUAAAUUGAAAGGCGAUAUUCGAACUGAUUCGGGUUCAUCAUCAAUCUUUCUGUACACAAAUACUGAAUUCAGUGAUUAUGUUCCUUCUAUAUCUGACGAUGGCCAUGGAAAUGAGAUAUUGCAGCAUGAAAAGAUCAGACCAUACACUAGAAAAUGGGAGACCAACAUGAUGAUGGAAAAGGUUUCCGAAUUGGACCUCAUUGUGAAGAAGGGAAAUUCAACUAGUAAUACUAAAAAUCAACACCACAAAUGUGAUGUGAAUCAUGAAGUUCCUGCUGUUUUCUUCUCAACUGGAGGAUACACGGGCAAUGUUUAUCAUGAUAUAAAUGAUGGGAUUUUGCCAUUGUACAUCACUUCUCAGCAUUUCAACAGGAAAGUUGUGUUUGUGAUUCUUGAUUAUCAUGAAUGGUGGUUGACAAAAUAUGGUGAUGUCCUGUCACGGCUUUCGGAUUAUCCGGUUAUCGAUUUCGGCGCCGAUAAAAGGACUCAUUGCUUCCCUGAAGCUAUAGUUGGACUGAAAAUCCACGACGAACUCGCCAUUGAUCCUUCCCUGAUCGAAGAUAACAAGACAAUGGUCGAUUUUCGCAAUGUUCUAGACCGGGCGUAUUGGCCGCGAAUCAGAGGCCUAAUGCGGGCUGAAGAGAAAGAAGGGAAAUUGAUGUUGAAGAAAUCAAAGCCAAGUCUGGCUAUAAUCUCAAGGAAAGGGUCAAGGGAAAUAACAAAUGAGAAUGCAUUGGUGAAAAUGGCAGAGGAAAUCGGAUUCUCUGUGACAGUUCUGAGGCCUGAGAAGACAACAGAACUGGCAAAAAUGUACAGAGUUCUGAACUCAAGUGAUGUUAUGAUAGGAGUUCAUGGUGCUGCAAUGACGUAUUUCCUGUUCAUGAAACCCGAUUCGAUCUUCAUUCAGAUCAUCCCUCUUGGAUUAGAUUGGCCAUCAGAGAAUUACUAUGGAGAACCAUCAAGAAGACUUGGAUUGAAGUACACUGGAUACAAAAUCUUGCCAAAGGAGAGUUCUUUGUACACGAAAUAUGGUAAGAAUGAUCCUGUUCUGACGGAUCCAGAUUCAGCUACCGGUAAACGAUGGGAAUUGACGAAGCAAAUUUAUCUGGAUCAUCAAAAUGUGAGGCUGAAUCUUCCCAGAUUUCGCAAGAGAUUGGUUCGGGCUUAUGACUAUACUCUUCAUCAUGCUGAAAAGGCAUUAGCAAUUUAGCUUCAUUUUUAGAUGUCAAAUUGUUGAACAUUUUUUUUUGCACCAUUCUUUCUGUCAAUUUUGUGGAUAUUGCAAUAUAGGGUAACAAAAAAUAAAAGAAUGAAUUCACACCAACCCUUUCGAGUUUUGGUUGGUUAAUUUUCUCUACUUUUGGUGUUUAAGUUCAUUCUAAAGGAAAAAAAAUGUAGUCAUAAUUGUUAUUAAUAAUUGCUGGAAUUUGGAAUUAGGCGGGAAUUGAAUAACAGCUUAACG